AUGCCCGACAAUACGGUCAACGAACGCUCAUCCCUACUUCCAGGGGCUUCUCGCGCCACGAAGGACGAAGACGUUUCCUUUCAUCAUUGGCAAGACUUUGUUGGCCUCACGAGGCAAACCGUUCCCAUCUGUCUCUCUUUUGCGUUGCAAAAUGCAGUGCAAGCAAUCAGCGUUCUAACUGCCGGGCGGCUGGGAUCCUUUGAGCUGGAAGUUACCUCCUUUGGUUUUAUGUUUUUCUCCUGCACUGGCACCAUGGUCGCCAUCGGUGGUGCAACAGCGUUGGAUACAUUGUGCGCUCAGGCCUUCAGCUCCCACGCCUUGACUGAAAAUCCAAAAGUCCUGGGCUUGCUCUUACAGCAAUGCCUGCUCGCGCUGCUCGGAAUUUUUGGCUUUCUGAUUGCGCCCAUCUGGAUAGUUUCGGGGCAUUUAUUCACUUCCUUGGGCCAAGAGCAAGACUUUGCGCUUGCUACAGGGAAAUUCAUGUUAUUCAUGCUUCCCUCUGGGCUGUUGCAAGUCGUGGCUGAAUGCCUGAAGAAGUUCUUGCAAGUGCAGGGCGAAAGCAAUGUUGUCGGAUUGUGUACAUUGGCAGCCAGCACGGUUGGCGUGAUAAUCAACUUUGUUCUGGUUCGGCUGACGAGGUUGAGAUUGUGGGGUGUUCCUUGUGCCUUUUGCGUCUACCAACUCCUCACUGUUGUCGCCCUGCUUUGCGUCCUUAUUUGUAAGCCUGAAAUUGAAAAGAGCUGUCGCUGGUCAAUGGUCGGCAUUUUCGCGGGCUUACCACGAUUGUUGUUCUACGCUGUCACUGGAAUUAUGACGAUUGCGACUGAGUGGUGGAGUUUCGAGAUACUUGCAAUGAUGGCGGCACGGCUGGACCCAAGCUCCAUUGGCGCUCAGAGUAUACUAAUGUCUUCCGAUCUGCUCUUCACAACAGUGUCUCUCGGCAUGAGCGUAGCUGUCAGCCAUCGCAUUGGGGGCUUACUUGGUGCAGGCAAGGGUCUGCAAGCCAGAAAAGCCAUCGCAACACCAUAUCUGCUAUCUUUGAUUGUUGGAGCGAUUGAGUUUCUCGGAAUCCUGCUUGCAAGAAACCAAUAUGGCCGAAUCUUCACAAAUGACCAAGCAGUAAUUGAAAUGACCGCGAGGGUGCUUCCGCUGAUGGCAGGAUUUCAGAUCUUGGAUCUUUCGAACGGAGGCGCUGGCGGAAUUCUGCGAGGUGCUGGAAAGAAUCACUUGUCAGGCGCAUGCAACUUCCUUGCUUACUACGGGGUAGGCCUAAGUUCCGCAUGGUUUCUAUGUUUUCGCAAGCAGUACGGAGUUUUUGGCUUGUGGGCUGGCAUAAUCACUGGCAGCGGUGCACUUCUAGUCCUACAGUCUUGUUGUAUUUUGAGCAUCUCGUGGAGAAAGUUGGCCAGAGAUGUAUCUAGGUCGCAUGCCACAUGCAAUUAG
This is a messenger RNA of Exophiala aquamarina CBS 119918, 1443 nucleotides long. RefSeq lists its product as uncharacterized. NCBI's taxonomy places the organism in Eukaryota, Fungi, Ascomycota, Eurotiomycetes, Chaetothyriales, Herpotrichiellaceae. Gene Ontology annotation, cellular component: membrane. Gene Ontology annotation, biological process: transmembrane transport. Gene Ontology annotation, molecular function: antiporter activity; xenobiotic transmembrane transporter activity. Bases 1 to 1443 code for a protein of 480 amino acids. The transcript has 3 exons. The record is from RefSeq and is a predicted model, not a curated record.